AUGCGGUGGACAGCAAUUUUGACGCUCUUAUUAUGCGCAACAGCGAUAAUUUGUGUUUUCGGUGCGAAAUCAACGACGAAGAAAGGAGGACAUUUGGUCGGAGGGACUGCUGUGAAACGGCCAGCAGGAGGAAAAAGAGUUGCGAUUCCAAAUAAGAAUAUUCAACGAUUGAAUCAAAAGAGAUGGAGAGAGCCACCAAGAGAUUGCUCAGAUGCUCCAAAACAUUUGAAGCAGACUUGUUUGAUGAUUCGUCGUAUGGACCUUGCCACCCGCCGUCGUUUGGCCCGCCAAUCCGUCCGUCAAACCCGCCCAAAUCAAGUUCCAAACUGGCUCCAACCAAUUCCAGUACCAGCAAAUGCUCGUGGACAAGCCGCUUAUCACCCAUACGAUUGUAUGACUCUUCUCUGUCUGUGCCCAUUCUUCAAUGGUAGAAACGUAAACGGACAAUGCGUUUUGUCAAAUGGUGUUGUGUUGCAAAUGUCGUGGAGAAAGGAGUACCGUAUGAUGUCUGAAGCCGAGAGAGCCAGAUGGCACAACGCUUUGAACACUUUGAAAAGAAACGGAGAGUACGAUCGUUUGUCGCGUCAGCAUUUGGAAGUUGGAGUCGGAUCUGGUGCUCACUCUGGACCAGGAUUCCUCCCAUGGCAUAGAGAAUAUCUCAAGAGAUUCGAGAUUGCUCUUCGUAUGGUUGACCCACUUGUGUUCAUUCCAUACUGGGACUCUGUUAUGGAUUCUUAUCUUCCUGAUCCAAGAGAUUCCAUAUUGUUCUCGGAUUUGUUUGUCGGAGGAACUGACUACUACGGAAACGUCGUCACUGGACCAUUCGCCUAUUGGAGAACUAUUGAGGGAAGAUCCACGAUUUUGAGAAACCUGGGAGCUGAGGGACAACUGUUCAAUGAGAAUCAAGUUAACACCAUCGUCGCUCAAAAUACAAUCGAAAACACUUUGGCCUACACUGCACCACAACCAGGUUGCCCAUAUCCAAAUAACUAUGGAGCCAUUGAGUACUCUCACUCGAACAUCCAUCUUUGGAUCGGAGGAGACAUGAAACCACCAAGCACUUCUGCCAACGAGCCAAUCUUCUUCAUGCAUCACUCCUUUGUCGACUAUCUCUGGGAACUCUGGCGUCAACUCCAACAACCAAGAUGGCUCCGCGAGCAAGCCUACUCUGCCGAUCAUCCAACAUGCGCCAAUUGGCAACACUUCAGUUACGCUCCAAUGAGACCUUUCCCAUAUUUGGUGAACAGAGACGGACUCUCCAACUCAUACACUGACCAAAUGUACCGUUAUGCUCCACGUGCCACAUGCUCUCAUCAGAGACCAAACUGCGGAUCACCAUACUUGUUCUGUGAUACUAGAGGAUAUCCACAUUGUGUCUCCAAGAUUCGAUUGAAUGGAAAUUGCCGUGGAUUCGAGCAGGCCGAUGCUUGUUACGCCUCUAGAUGCUGGUGGGGACGAUGUGUCAAUGCUAACUUUGCUGCUGCUCGCAUGAAGGGAGCUCGUAUCCACUCAAACUCCACCUUGGAUCUCGAACUAGCCGCCCAAGUGACCUUCAACGGAACCAAAGUCGAGCGUGUUCCACUUGUCAAGAGAAUUUCCGUCAAGAUGACAGCCCCACUUUUCGUUGAUUGCUACAACCGCAUGCCAUGCUGUGAUGCCUGGUCAAAGAAUGGAGGUUGCCAACGGGAACCAGAAUUCAUGAGUCAGUACUGUCAAGCCAGCUGUAAUGCAUGCACUCCAUCCUACAAUACCACUGAUUCAUGUGCUGAUAGACAUGUUAACUGUGUAGCUUGGAAGGCAGAUAAGAUGUGCUCUGGAAAAUCAGCUGAUUUCAUGUCAGAGAACUGCAGACACAGCUGUGGAAAAUGCGAGUUGGCGAGAGAAUCUCAAUGCUUCAAGAAUGGAAAGAUAAUUCCAAUCCCAGUUUCCCAAAAUCUUCGUGAAUCCAUCUCGGAUUCUCUCAUGUCUGAAGUGACAAAUAAGAUCAAAAAAGUCAAGAAGCAAGAGAUUGAUGCCACCAAAAAAGUCCGCCAUGGUUAG
This is a messenger RNA of Caenorhabditis briggsae, 2040 nucleotides long. It is a transcript of the gene Cbr-tyr-2, whose product is annotated as Protein CBR-TYR-2. Bases 1 to 2040 code for a protein of 679 amino acids. Gene Ontology annotation, molecular function: oxidoreductase activity. The record is from RefSeq and is a predicted model, not a curated record. The transcript has 6 exons. Lineage: Eukaryota; Metazoa; Nematoda; Chromadorea; Rhabditida; Rhabditidae.